This is a messenger RNA of Guillardia theta CCMP2712, 456 nucleotides long. RefSeq lists its product as hypothetical. The record is from RefSeq and is a predicted model, not a curated record. The coding region runs from base 1 to 456 and encodes 151 amino acids. Lineage: Eukaryota; Cryptophyceae; Pyrenomonadales; Geminigeraceae. The transcript has a single exon.
AUGAGCGCGCAGACAGCAGCUCAAGUCAUCACCAAGAAGCCCCGAGCCAUCCGCAAGAACUGCAUCAGAAUCGACCCUGCCCGCCUCCAAGCCCUCUUCUGCUACAAGGAAAGCGAGGCCGCCAAGAUCCUCGGCAUCUCUCUCACCGCCAUGAAGAGCGUCUGCAGACGGGCGGGGAUCACCAGGUGGCCGUACUCGAGGACUCGCGCGGGGGCGGGGGACAGUGCAUCAGCGUCGGGAUCAUCUCCUUCGCCGUCGCCGUCAUCGGCUGGGAUGUCGAUGGGGCCGGAGGAAGGGUCGAGCAGUGUCGAGACUAGUGUAUGCGGGAGCCCGGAGGCGGACAUGGGGGGAGGGGAGGGCUGGGGGUGGGAGGAGGACGAGAGUCCGCUGGAGGCGGGAUGGAUCGAGUGGUACAUUCAAUCAAAAGACGAUUUGGAAGACUUGACUGUCUUCUAA